AUGCGUCCUUCUGAAGCGGCAAGACAAGCCUGGAAGAUGUCAAUACGUUACCAACUUACUCGGCUAUCCACUGGGCCUCCCGAGAGUCAAUCAGCCACAGAGCAUCAGAUGAAUGAAACAUCAUCGCAAGCUGAGCAGGAGACCCUUUUGUUUGAUGAGUGCCUACCCUGUAACCCCACAUGCGAGGCAGUUGGUUGCACUGGACCAGGUCCAGAAGCCUGUAGAGUCUGCAGAUAUGCCAGGAUAGUCCCGGAUCCGAAUCAGCCAGAUCGCUUCUCCUGUGUUUCCGAGUGCCCGGUUGAGGCCCCGUUUCCCGUCAUUGUCGUGGAGACCUCUUCCGCCUCAUCAUCAUCAUCAUCAUCAUCAUCAUACGAGCCCAUUUCGAAACUUGACCCUACCGGAGCCCAUUCGGGCAUCUACCUACUCUGCGCACACUUACCGGCCGAUCUCUUAGCUGCCCAGUCGUCGGCGUGGAAUCGGACGACUCGAGAGCCAGUUCGGCUUUAUGAUCUGCCCAGCUGGGCAGGACCGGGUAAAGGUCGAACAGGACAUCAAGCGCCCAACGACAGCUGGGGCGCUGUUCUCAGGCCUGAGUCUUCACGGGUGGUUUCCAUGACGAUGUCGGCUUCGGCUACGCAAAAAUUGACCAUUUUGGAGAUUCAUGAAGACCGGCACGAGGCAGCCUUAAAAAAUCUCUAA
Messenger RNA from Protopolystoma xenopodis, 699 nucleotides. NCBI's taxonomy places the organism in Eukaryota, Metazoa, Platyhelminthes, Monogenea, Polystomatidea, Polystomatidae. The record is from the annotation of a GenBank genome assembly.